Messenger RNA from Musca vetustissima, 606 nucleotides. Its product is annotated as peptidoglycan-recognition protein SA-like. The transcript has 3 exons. NCBI's taxonomy places the organism in Eukaryota, Metazoa, Arthropoda, Insecta, Diptera, Muscidae. Bases 1 to 606 code for a protein of 201 amino acids. Gene Ontology annotation, molecular function: zinc ion binding; peptidoglycan binding; N-acetylmuramoyl-L-alanine amidase activity. Gene Ontology annotation, biological process: innate immune response; peptidoglycan catabolic process. The record is from RefSeq and is a predicted model, not a curated record.
AUGUGGAAAUUCUCUAUAGUGUUGGUCGGUCUUAUUUUGAGUUUCUCUCAAAUUUUGAUUGAGGCUAGUGACGAUUCGAAUUCCAACAAUUGUCCGCGUAUCAAACUCAAACGUCAAUGGGGUGGUAAACCGAGCACAAUCAUCAAUUACCGUCCCGUUCCGGUGAAAUAUGUAAUUAUCCAUCACACGGUAACAAAGGAAUGUUUUAAAUUUUUGGAGUGUGCCGAAAUUUUACAAAAUAUGCAACAUCAUCAUAUGAGUGUGUCGGAUUUUGAUGACAUUGCAUACAACUUCCUUAUUGGAAAUGAUGGUGUAAUCUACGAGGGUACUGGCUGGUAUGUCAGAGGUGCCCAUACAUAUGGUUAUAAUCAAAAUGGCAUUGGUAUUGGUUUUAUUGGUAAUUUUAUGGAAAAAUUGCCAAAUCGCAAAGCCUUGAAGGCAGCAAAAGAACUUUUGGCAUGUGGUGUUGCCAAAGGGGCAUUGGAUCCGCAUUAUGAAUUAUUGGGCGCCACACAAGUCUCAUCCACAAAAAGUCCGGGUUUGACAUUGUACAAUGAAAUACAGGAAUGGGAUCAUUGGUCAGCACAUGCGGGAAAGAAUAAAUAG